GGUGACUGGUUUUUUUUCCCUCUCUGGACAUGUCAGUUUGUGGUACUGAAUGUCUGAGAGGACCAUAGAAUUCGUGACAUUAUUUCUGUAUAUUAGAAUCUCUUCACACAGCAAACUCUUCAACUACAGAAUGAUCACUGACCAUUCCUAAAACUGUGCAUAUGUUUGGGGGAAAAAUCUAUUCUGCAACCAUCACUUCUUUUUAUUCUAGUCUCUUAAGCUAAUUUCAAUUUCUUCCUCCUUAGAGAUGUUAGAAAUGUAUGGAUACAUCAUUUUAGUUUGGUUCUGCUGAAAUGUUUAUGUUAAAACAGAAAGAAAUGUUUGUAGUAACACAAUAUGAAUGUGUAGGACAGGAGUGAGCAAACUGUGACCCUUGGGCCAAAUGUAGGCAGCAGACAGUGUGCAGAGGUUUUUACAUUUUUAAAGGGUAGUGGGUUGGGGGAAAAACCAAAGAAUAUGGAACAGAGACUAGAUGUGUCCCACAAAAUUUAAAGUAUUUACUAUCUGGCCCUUUACAGAAAAGUUUGCAGAUCUGCAGCUUGGGCUGGCAUCAUGUGUUCAGGUUCAAAGCCUUAACAUUUAGAGCAGCUGGUAUCUCUUUGAACUUUAGGCUUGGACUCUUAUGGACUACUGCCUGCUGUACCAGGGUAAAUUAUACUCUAUUUAUUCUAGUGUACUAUUUAGUUGACUAGAUGUUAGUACUAUUUAUAUAAUCUAGUGGUUUCCAAUUCUGGCUGCAUUUUAAAAUCAUCUGGAGAGCUUUAAAAAUACUGUUGCCUAGGCGCCUACCCCAGAGAUCCUGAUUUCAGGAUCUGAAGGAGAACCUGGGCAUAGGUGUUUUCCUACAUUCUCUUCAGAAAGAUUGAUUCUAAUGUUCAAGCAGGUCUGAGAACCACAGGCCUAAACCACUUAAUGGUCUAUUCAUGGAUUAACAACUAGACCAUAUUCUUAGGCAGUUUUUAUUCACAUUGUUCAUUAGAAAUAUAAUAAAGAUGAAUUAUACAAAUUGCUCUUUAAUUUCAAAACAGAAGUGUUGCUCAGGGAAAUUUUAGCUGAGACAACUUUGAAAUGUGAGGAGCAUAUGAAACAGAUAAUGCAGAGCCCAGAGAAAUAGAAUUUAAAAGAUAGGAACUGAAAGGAACAUGCCGGGAAAAAAAAAGAAAAGAAAAGAAAAAAAAACACUAAAAAUCUCAAUACACAAAUCACUGAGUAGAUUUCUUGCUGUCUGGGUAAGUGUAUCUAUUUUCAAAAGUGCUAUUAACAUAAACAGAGCAGUAAAUCUGGGGCACCAUACUUUUUUUUUUUUUUUAAGUUGUUAAGAAGAAUUAUAUCAGUCUGCAGGUGUCACACGCAGUUACUCAGAAUCAGAAAGAAGGCUGAUCAGGGGUUAGAAGAUCUCCAUCUAUCUAUCUUUUUGCAACCAACCACGUCCAGGCUGUUUAUUUAAUACUUCCUCUUGCUAAUGAAGAUACUCGUUGGGGAUGGGUCGGGCUUUUCCAUCUCAGCAUAAGACUGCAAGAUUUGAACGUGCCCUGGUGCUGGCUUCACUGACCACAGCAGGUACCCCAGGCAAGAAUCUGAGCAGUAAUAACAGCAAGUGCGGAGGCAAGACACAUCAAAGCAGAGAUGGGAAGUGAAAGAGCUCUCGUUCUGGACAGAUUAGCAAGCAAUGUGGCAAAACGAAAAAGCUCAAUGCCUCAGAAAUUCAUUGGUGAGAAGCGUCACUGCUUUGACGUCAACUAUAAUCCUAGCUAUAUGUACGAGAAAGAGAGUGAGAUAAUCCAGACCCGGAUGAUGGACCAAGCCAUCAAUAAUGCCAUCAGCUACCUUGGUGCUGAAGCCCUGCGCCCCUUGGUCCAGACCCCACCUGCUCCCACCUCAGAGAUGGUUCCAGUAAUUAGCAGUAUGUAUCCGAUAGCCCUCACCCGUGCCGAAAUGCCAAACGGUACCCCCCAAGACCUAGAAAAGAAGAAUAUCCACCUGCCAGAGAAGAGCUUGCCCUCUGAAAGAGGCCUCUCCCCCAACAAUAGUGGCCAUGACUCCACGGACACUGACAGCAACCACGAAGAACGCCAGAAUCACAUCUACCAGCAAAAUCACAUGGUCCCCGCUAGGGCCCGCAAUGGGAUACCACUUCUGAAGGAGGUCCCCCGCUCUUAUGAACUCCUCAAGCCCCCACCCAUCUGUCCGAGAGACUCCAUCAAAGUGAUCAGCAAAGAAGGGGAGGUGAUGGAUGUGUAUCGGUGUGACCACUGUCGAGUCCUCUUCCUGGAUUACGUGAUGUUCACUAUUCACAUGGGUUGCCACGGCUUUCGUGACCCUUUUGAGUGUAACAUGUGCGGAUAUCGAAGCCAUGAUCGGUAUGAGUUCUCAUCUCACAUAGCCAGAGGAGAGCACAGAGCCAUGCUAAAGUGAACAUCUGGUCCCAGAGAUGAUUUAUGCCUGAGCAUUCAACAUAAUUUGUAAAAACCGACACCCCGCCUAACAAGCUAUUCUCCAAACAAACUCAGUUCCAAACCCCUUUCCAUACCACUUUUAGUGUCCAAAGGGUCAAGUUCACAUGGACAACAGAGAAAUGCUGUCUUCAUUCAGAAAUUGUUUGCUUUUAUAUCAUGUUAUCAUUUUUGUGAGACCUUUGUUUUCUCAUCGGGGACUUGAGUUUUUAUGACAUUUAAAAGCCAUUGAAGUAUUUGGUCAUUACCUUUUGCAGCAAUAGAACAAGCAGUCCUUGGAGUUUGUUGCCAGUCAAAAGAGUCCCCCAGCUGUGCUGCAUGAGACAUUCUUUCUGAGAUACAGUGCCAUAUGUGGAAAAGUCAUACACCCAGGUCCAUAAGAAGAGCUCACCAGCUAACUUCGGUGGGAAGACAUGCCCUUCUGCACUUAACAGAGGCUGAAAGUCUAGGAUAUAAUCUCCUCAUCCCUAAUUAGAGUCUAAUAGUAAGGAAAAGAACAGUGAUAAAAUAAGUAUCUGUUACCAGUUCCUGAAGACCCCAGUCUCCAAGCAGCAGACCCAUUUCUUAUCACACAAGGAAAAAAAAAAAAAAAAUCAAGUUAUUCGAUGAUACUUCUGCUUCUAGCCUCCCAUACCAAUUAAAAAACUGCUUUGGGUUAAACCAGUCCUGUAUAAGAGAAAUUCUAUACCAGAAGAACUAAUGGUUUUAAACAUAGACUAUCAUUGAAACUUCACAAAGUUGUCUGUUAAGGCAUACAUUUCCUGUCGUUGAAAUUGGCAGAACUGGACUCUGAUGGGGAAAUAGUUCAGCAGCAGGAGGAGAGGGGCAGCUCUGUGAACGUUCUUGGUCUCCUUCACGGAGCAUUAGUAUACAGACCUAAGGCACACUUGCCGAUAAUUUUUUUUUUUUUUUUGACAGAAAAUAGACAAUCCAAAAAGCAUGACUUAGUCUCCCCUUUCCCACAGGAGAUGAAUGAGGGACAGAUAUCAUGAGUAUUGUCUGGUUCAGUGUUAAGCUUCCUGAAGAAGUGAAGAGAGGCGUACCCCUGCUAACAGGUUCUCCUUCAUCAAGGCGGAUAAGGUUUUCUCCCUGUUUUAAGCUGCUGUAUGCCAGGAAGAUUCCUGAAAGUCUGCUCUUGGCUCUGCAGAUCUAUUGGCCAGCUUUGUCAUUAAUUAUGAGAGAUAUGCUAUCAAGGAAAAGUGCAGGGAUAAUUGUAAAAUUAGUACUGCAGUAGAGGUCCCAAGAUCUGUUUGCAAAUUCCAUAUUGGCUGCUAAUUAGCUAUAUGACUUUGGGCAAAUCACUAAACUCUUAAAACUAAAUUUCUUUAACAAUAAAGAAUUGGGCUUAAACGCUCUCUAAGGUCCCUUCCAGCUUUAAAUUUAUGUGAUUAUGCUGUAGCUUCAGUUAUCUUUUAAGCCUUUUCAUGUAUGGGUACUAAGCAGGAGAAUAUGUAUGUGAAUACCUGUUUCACAUUUCUUUGGUGUGAAAAUGGUAGUGUUAAAUUUUUCCUUUAACUACUGAGUUGUGAAUGUGAAGAGGAUGGUGGGGAGGAACAAAAAACAGGAAGGUAUUUUGAUCUUGCCCCAAAGUGUACACACAAAGUGGCACCUGCAGCUGCUUGCCAAAGCCUUUUUUUUUUUUUUUUUUCUUUUUUAAGAACUGGUGUUAGAAUAAAUUCUGCUUCCAGGGACAACUUCAUGGAAUCUAUUUACAAAUCGAGAGUAGUUUUAUGCACACUUCUACCAGAGUCAAGAAUCCCCAAUUCCUGUUAGAUUUGCAUUUUACGUAUCUGCCUUGGUAUUUCAAAAGGGCUUAGGCAUUAGAUUCAAACUCAACUAACUUAUGUGCUGCCAGUAAUUAAAAUGUUCCCCCUCAGACUGCACAAAUGGCUUAGCCUUCUUUGUAGCAUGGUGUCUGUCUCAGGAAAACAGAUUUUGUGAAAUUCCAUGGUAACAGUCCCAACAUGUUUGAGAUUUCGGCUAAAAGACUGGAUGUAUUUCAGUUCGUAGUCCUCAGCAUUUCACUGUAUUUCCGUAAUCCUAGACUCCAAGCUACGCCAGGUUACUGACACGCAUUGUGGCAGAGGAGCUCCUUGUUAUACUCUUGAAAUGCCACACGUCCUGCUGACUCUUCAGGGGACAAAAGAAAGAGAAUUUGGUUGGAGAGAAAACUGGGGAAAGCAAGCAUUUCCAACAGAUUAGUGGGAAAGUCUUUCUGAAGAAACCAGUGUUGGCUCCUUAAGAUAGUGAAAGAGGCCCAUCCCACUAAGCUGGGGACUUUUUUUUUUUUUUUUUUUUUUUGAAGACAUGCCUCAUUUUCCCUGUGACUAACAGAUUUUCUGAAUGAUUUCCAUUCUUCUGAGGUCAGUUUUCUAAGUGCAGUGACCACUCACAAAUGCUACUUUCAUUGUAGCCUUCUGGGCCUAGCUGGAGCACAUGGAGUGCAGAGAAAAUUUGUAUAUGCAAACUGCACGUUUGUAAACCAUCAAGUUGAACCAGGUAGUAUGUAGUGGCUAUCACCACACUGGUAAACAUGUCCUUCUGUAGGCACCGCUUAUGUCAAUAAAUGCCCUUUCCCUGUGCUGGGGGUCGGGGAGAGGGUGAAGGACAAUCUUAGCACGGUCGCUGAAAGAGAAGGGCAGAGUCAGGAUUCACAUUCAACCACAUUGGACAGUGAGGUCCUGCAGCAGCCUGUAGAUCUGAGCUGUCUGUCACUUCCCACCACACACCCAGGGGGCCACAAUCCAGGGAAUAACCAACCCCACGAAAAGUUCCCUUGCAGCCAAGGUGACAGAAUUGGGAUGAGGGGGGAAGGGAAGGGAAUUGGCUCUCCAGAUGUUCCUCAUCACUCCUCUUGAAUUGCUGCACAGGUACUUCCUACUGGCAAGAACUAAACAGAAGUGUCUCCCCCAUUACUUCCACCACCACUACCAGGGGAAAAAAAGAUAUAGAUAAAUCCACCAGCCUUUAGAUUCCUUAAGUCAUUCUCCCUAAAAGAUCCUUGUUUGACACAGAUAAGCUAACUAAUCUUUUCCCUUAUUACCGACUCUGAACUGUUCCUGACGCAGCUUCUGACUUUGUCAGUGACAACUUUUCUCACCCUUUAAAUGCAGUGCUUAACAUUUUGCUAGGCCCAUAUUCACAGUGGCCCAGAUAUAAAGUGACCUCAGAUUUCUUUUGCAAAGAAAAAAAGCACAAAAUUUUGCUUAGUUGAAACACUGUGUUAUGAACAAAUCUCACACCAACAUAAAGUUUUUCCAAGUAGUCUCUGUAUCACCGUUCUUACUCUCCUCCUCUGCUUUUUCCCCUCUGCCAAAUGUGAGGUUUAGCAUGUUUUAAAGGAAAAAGCCCAACACAGGCAGUAAGAUCAUAAUGGAAAUAUUAAAUGGUUAGUGUCCGGGGCGCCUUGGUGGCUCAGUGGGUUAAACCGCUGCCUUCGGCUCAGGUCAUGAUCUCAGGGUCCUGGGAUCGAGUCCCGCAUCGGCCUCUCUGCUCAGCAGGGAGCCUGCUUCUCGCUCUCUCUCUCUCUCUGCCUGCCUCUCCGUCUACUUGUGAUCUCUGUCUGUCAAAUAAAUAAAUAAAUCUUUAAAAAAAUAAAAUAAAAUAAAUGGCUACUAUCCUAACUUUAAAGUGUACCCCACAGAUAACAGAUCCAUUGGUCUCUAGUGGAGAUCUAGAAACCAAACCACUCAAGAUUUGAACCUUCAGAGACAGCCAAGUUCUUUCACAAAGACUUGGAAUUGAGAUUUAAGAGCUAAAGACAAGAAAGUGGAGUGAAUGGGGCGCCUGGGUGGCUCAGUGGGUUAAAACCUCGGCCUUUGGCUCACGUCAUGAUCCCAGGUCCUGGGAUCAAGCCCUGCGUUGGGCUCUCUGCUCAGCAGGGAAGCCUGCUUCCCUUCCUCUCUCUCUGCUUGCCUCUCUGCCUACUUGUGAUCUCUGUCUGUCAAAUAAAUAAAUAAAAAUCUUAAAAAAUAAAAAAUAAAAAGAUAGUGGAGCAAGGUAAAUUUUGUCCUAGAAAAUACCAUCAGGCUUUGCAGAGGAAGAUAAGAGAUACACAAUGAUGUCUCUUCUCUUUUAAAGAAUUGGGAGCUAUUUUUAUGCUCAGAGAGUAUAGAUCAGAGAACCUCUCUCUAUAAGCAGAGUUCAGAAAAACAAUGGAUUUGGGACUUAAGUGCCUGUAAAGAAGACAAUUUUGGCCUGAAACCAAAGGCUAGACCUGGGCCACCCUAGGAAAAGGAUUCUGUUCUCUAAAGCUGAAGGACUGAAUGGUUCUCUGAAUGAUCAGUGAAGCCAGGGCUGGAACCAUUGUCUCUAAGGACCGUGGACUUAGAAGAGCCCUCAAGAGAAGUGUAGGCUUCAGACUUGCAUGAGCUCAGAACACAGGACGGUAGCUCCAUUCACCCAAGCUGUAGAUAGUGUGUACCCCACCAUGCCGUCAACAUGAUAACCAGGUCUUUGGACUUUGAAAAAGCUGAAUGCAAGUUUCCUCUGAAUAUUACAAGACUGGACUAUUGUAUACAUUGAUGUUGAUUGAGCUGACGUUUGAAAAUGGAAUGUUAAUGUUUUGAUUAAAAAAUGUAAGGAUGUAGUAUCUACCUCCCGAGUAUGUUAUGAGCUCUUACGUAAUUUUGUCUAGGGGAUGGUGUUACUGGGCAGGGGCUGUUUGAGAUGGUUACAAGUUUUCUACUGUAUGCACUAUAUGUGAAUUUAAAGACAUGGAGAUAUUCAAAGGCCAUUCUAGGACCAUGAUUCAGUAAUUCAGUAGCCAGUGGAGGCCUUUAAUCUCAAACACAGAGUUUCCUUCAUGUUAUUUUAAUGUGUAAGAGUAAAGAAUAUGCUGACAAUUAGAACCAGUAUAAGUGAACUUCAUGCUAAAGAUACUUCAUGACAUUGUAGCCAGGGAAGUAGAAUGGCUUUGCUCCCUCCCUGUCUCAUGAGCUCUCGACUAUCGACUCCCCAAGUAACUUAGAGUUUCCUCAAAUGGUCCUCACUGUCCAUCUCCCUGUUGACCCUACUCUAGAAAUCCUGGAGAGCAUCCCAAAAUGUCACCCACCUCCUCUCAAGCAUGUGGGACCUAGCUUCUGAGGUUACUUUGCUUCUUCCUCUCCUAAAUAGACUGAGAACAGAUAUUUUAACACUUUAGGAAAAUGGGGCAGCAUUCAAAAUGAUCCCAGUGCCAGUGACUCAUUUAUACAAGGACUUUUCCAGGUUAGCAAACAAAAACCCUUUUUGGUGGGCCUGCUUCUGUGGGUUCACAGAAACCAAAUUACUGUGGGUUGCAAAGAAUUAGCAGGUCAUUUGAAAAGCAGACAUCUCUUCACCCAGACUGUGGUUUUGCAUGUUCAGGUUCUCAGUCUAUGAGCUUUGGUGAGGGAUCAUUUUGGCUACUGGAAAAACCAUAGGUUAUUUUUAAUUUCUGGUUGCCAAAGCCACCACACGUGUGGUCUGUGGAUGACCCUUGUCUGCAGAAUGGCGGAGGAAGAAGGGAACCUGGUUUGGGGGUUCAAAGGGGCUCAGGGUGGCCUUCCCCCAGGGAGGAAGGGAGGGAGGCCUUGCCGAGUGGUUUUGACACGGCCUGUGCUCAUAACAUUCUCAUCUGGGUUUCUCAGAAAUGCCCUCCCUGCCCAGCAGUGACCUUCCCUCUUAACUCCUCUUGAGUUUUACCCAGAGUCAACCAUUGGGAGCACUAUAAGGUGUCCUACUCCUCUGUAAAGACUGUUUAAAGAAAGUCAGCUUCUGAAAUGUAGCAAUGCUAACCUUGCUAGAACCAUAAUGAGUGCACAGUCACAUUAAAAAAACAAAAACAAAAAAACCCUGCUGAUAGAUUUCAAGGUUUCUGUAUCAUGUUUGAUUUUUACACUGAGAAAUAAAAAAUACUGGUGUGUUUAAAAUUA
Mustela lutreola (European mink) is the source of this 8347-nucleotide messenger RNA. RefSeq names its product IKAROS family zinc finger 3 (gene IKZF3). The record is from RefSeq and is a predicted model, not a curated record. Lineage: Eukaryota; Metazoa; Chordata; Mammalia; Carnivora; Mustelidae. Gene Ontology annotation, molecular function: RNA polymerase II cis-regulatory region sequence-specific DNA binding; DNA-binding transcription factor activity. The coding region runs from base 1627 to 2415 and encodes 262 amino acids. Gene Ontology annotation, biological process: regulation of transcription by RNA polymerase II. Gene Ontology annotation, cellular component: nucleus. The transcript is spliced from 3 exons.